Molecule: messenger RNA, 2450 nt
Organism: Solanum stenotomum
Lineage: Eukaryota; Viridiplantae; Streptophyta; Magnoliopsida; Solanales; Solanaceae
Product: nuclear poly(A) polymerase 4-like
Exons: 12
Coding region: 99-2321 (740 amino acids)
Cellular component (GO): nucleus
Molecular function (GO): poly(A) RNA polymerase activity; RNA binding
Source: RefSeq, a predicted model, not a curated record
CUUGGUUAAUAUCGCCAUAUUUCCUUUAUAAAGUUUGAAUCUUUGGUCCUUAUAUUGAACUACCACAACAAGUUUUUUAAUUCUGUCCUGUUUAAGUGAUGGGGGUUUCCAAUUGUUCCAUUACUUUGCCACCGACCCAGCAGGUUCCACUGCCUAAGGAGUAUGGGGUAACGAAACCCUUGUCUCUAGCAGGACCUAUGGAGGCUGAUAUUCAGCGUACCAAAGAGUUGGAAAAGUUCUUGGUCGGUGCUGGACUCUAUGAAAGCGCUGAGGAGGCUGCUAAGAGAGAAGGAGUUCUCUGCCAGCUAAAGCAGAUUGUGAAGGACUGGGUGAAAGAUCUUACUCGACUGAGAGGGUACAAUGAUCAGAUGGUUGAGGAUGCAAAUGCUGUCAUUUUAACUUUUGGUUCUUAUCGACUUGGGGUGCAUGGUCCUGGAGCUGACAUAGAUACCUUAUGUGUUGGACCAUCCUAUGUGAACCGAGAGGAUGACUUCUUUUUUGUAUUGCAUAAUAUUUUGAUGGAGAGGGAAGAAGUUACUGAACUACAACCAGUCCCAGAUGCACAUGUCCCUGUUAUGAAGUUUAAGUUUGAUGGGAUCUCAAUUGAUCUUCUUUAUGCAAGCAUUUCUCUUUUGGUUGUGCCAGAUGACUUGGACAUAUCCAGUGAAUCCGUGUUGUGCAAUGUUGAUGAGCCAACUGUAAGGAGCCUUAAUGGCUGCAGGGUAGCAGAUAAAAUCCUUAAAGAUGUUCCAAAUAUUGAGUUUUUCCGGAUCACACUUCGAUGUUUAAAGUUUUGGGCUAAACAGCGUGGUGUUUAUUCAAAUGUGACUGGAUUUCUUGGUGGAGUUAACUGGGCUCUUCUGGUUGCUCGGGUUUGCCAACUCUAUCCAAAUGCUGUUCCGAGUAUGCUGGUUUCUCGUUUUUUCCGCGUAUAUACACAAUGGCGCUGGCCAAAUCCUGUGAUGCUUUGUCAGAUAGAGGAUAAAGAAUUUGGAUUUUCUAUCUGGGAUCCACGUAAAAAUCCUUGGGACCGGACACAUCAGAUGCCAAUUAUUACACCUGCCUAUCCUUGCAUGAACUCUAGCUACAAUGUAUCUGCAAGUACUCUUCGUGUUAUGACAGAACAAUUUGAAUUUGGUAACAACAUAUGUCAGGAAAUUGACCUCAAUAAAGCCCGAUGGACUGCAUUGUUUGAGCAGUAUCCUUUCUUCGAAAACUACAAGAACUAUUUGCAAGUUGACAUAGUUGCAGCUGAUGAUGAUGACUUACUUGUGUGGAGAGGCUGGGUCGAAUCCCGGUUAAGGCAGCUUACUUUGAUGAUAGAGCGGGACACAUUUGGGAAAUUGCAGUGCCAUCCUUAUCCCCACGAGUAUGUGGACCCGUCCAAACAGUGUGCCCAUCGUGCCUUCUUCAUGGGUUUGCAGAGGAGGCCAGGGGAGUUGGUUCAAGAAGGUCAGCAGUUUGAUAUCCGUGGGACAGUUGAUGAGUUUAGACACCAAGUAAACAUGUAUAUGUAUUGGAAACCAGGAAUGGAAAUGUUUGUGUCCCAUGUUCGUAGAAAGCAGAUUCCCUCUUAUGUUCUAUCAGAUGGUUAUAAACAAAACCAAACACCAAGGCUAAUGAGUGGGCAGCUGGGAGAGAAGCCUGUCUCUGGUAUUUUUAGGUCAAGAUCCGGAGAAAGAGGAGGUUUGGAAAGGAAAAGAGAGCUUGAAGGUGUGGAAGAGAGUCAGCAGAGUUUGGACAAACGACCAUCAAUUAGCCCUCCAAGAAGGGAAUCACCGUCGCCUGAACUUAUUGUUGGUCAGAAAAGUGGCAUGUUGUUACAACAGCGUUUCUCAACAGUUUCUGGAGGGAAGAGAAAGAGUGAAGAAAUUUCAAAUAAUGUGACGAAUGAUAAGAUGCAGUUUGCUAUUCCGGACAAAGAUGUUUAUAGUGAACAAAGGAAGUCACGAAGAGCACAAUGUGCGGAAGCAGAUGGAUGUGUAUACCAGUCUAGUGGUGUCACAAGCCUUGUCGAAGCUGGUACCUCUGGAGAUCCUGCACAUGAAUUGCUCCGACUCUGCCAUGAUGGUUAUGCAGCGGGCAGUACUGGUUGCAACUCUCUCCGUUCCUCUCAGGAUGACUUGUACAGAGCAGAGUCCAAGUCACUGUUGAAUAAUGUAUGUGAAAAUGGUUCGAGAUUUUUUGAAGAUGCAUUGCGGGAGUUAGAGCCAAAAGCUGCUCGUGGAGUGUUAACAUCUCCGGAUAGCAUUGGAUCGGAGUCUGUACAAAAAUCUUCUACAAGGCAUGUUUCACGGUUAAGUGUUCCAUCAACAGCUUGAAAGAAGUGGAGUCAUGGCAUUGAGGGAUGAAAAGCCAACUCAACACGGUAAGUAUGAUGUUACUUGUUGGCUGUCAUUUCUCUAUGUUUUUCUAUUCCAGGCAGCUUGCAUGUCUAACAUUCAGAGAGA